GCGGCGGCGCGGGUGAUGUCAGCUCUCGACGAAAAUAGCGAGGGAUCGCCUGCAAAUCCCCAGCUCCGGCGGGGCUAAACCUUGCAAUCCCUCCCCGGCCGGCUCCCAGCCAGGGCGCAGCGGCCUCCACCGCCUCCCCCGGCGCGCACACACCCGCACACGCGCGCACGCACGCUCACACUCCCCCGCACACACACUCACCGUCCUCCCCCUGCCACCACUCUCCGUGCCCGCCGCUCGUCGCACCCGCGAUCCCCAAAGCAAAGCACAGGUGGCAGCGGCGGCGGCGGCGGCGGCGGCAGAGACGCAUUGCCGGAGUGCGCCCUCCUACAGCCCCGGGCGCAGCGCUCUCUCGGGGAAGCCACCCUCUGCGCCCCCGAGUUCCCAGCCAAGCGCCACCCCAGCCGGCGGAGGGGAGCGCGGGUCGCGCGCCGCGGAGAGCCGGGACGCGGAUUAGCGCCCGCAGGAGCCUCUUGCGCCCGUUGAGGCGCUAAAGGGCUUACCCGGGAGGGGGGUGGAAGGGCGGGGAGAGGCUCCCCCUUAAAUACCGCUCCCGGCCACACUUGCGCUCACCCCGGCACCCGCUCGCUCCCUCGCCCGCCGCUGCCGGAGAGCGCCGAAGAGGAGGGGGCGUUCCCUAGACCAUGGCAUCCACGGAAGGUGCCAACACUAUGCCCAAGCAGGUGGAAGUACGAAUGCACGACAGCCACCUCACCUCGGAGGAGCCCAAGCACCGGAAUCUGGGCCUGCGCUUGUGCGACAAGCUGGGGAAGAACCUCCUGCUCACGCUGACGGUGUUUGGUGUCAUUCUGGGAGCGGUGUGUGGAGGGCUUCUUCGCCUGGCAACUCCCCUCCACCCUGAUGUGGUCAUGUUAAUCUCCUUCCCGGGAGACAUACUCAUGAGGAUGCUAAAAAUGCUCAUUCUCCCUCUGAUCAUCUCCAGCUUAAUCACAGGGUUGUCAGGCCUGGAUGCUAAGGCCAGUGGCCGCCUGGGCACGAGAGCCAUGGUGUAUUACAUGUCCACGACCAUCAUCGCGGCUGUGCUGGGGGUCAUCCUGGUCUUGGCUAUCCACCCAGGGAAUCCCAAACUCAAGAAGCAGCUGGGGCCCGGGACGAAGAACGAUGAAGUGUCCAGCCUGGACGCCUUCCUGGACCUUAUUCGAAAUCUCUUCCCUGAAAACCUUGUCCAAGCCUGUUUUCAACAGAUUCAAACGGUGACGAAGAAAGUUCUGGUGGCACCUUCGUCAGACGAGGAGUCCAAUGCAACCAGCGCAGUGGUCUCUCUGUUGAAUGAGACCAUGACCGAGGCCUCCGAGGAGACGACCACGGUUAUCAAGAAGGGCCUGGAGUUCAAGGACGGCAUGAAUGUCCUAGGUCUGAUAGGGUUUUUCAUUGCUUUUGGCAUCGCCAUGGGGAAGAUGGGCGAGCAGGCCAAGCUGAUGGUGGAAUUCUUCAACAUUUUGAAUGAGAUCGUAAUGAAGUUAGUGAUCAUGAUCAUGUGGUACUCUCCCCUGGGUAUCGCCUGCCUAAUUUGUGGGAAGAUCAUUGCAAUCAAGGACUUGGAAGUGGUUGCUAGGCAACUGGGGAUGUACAUGGUAACAGUGAUUGUGGGCCUCAUCAUCCAUGGGGGCAUCUUUCUCCCCCUGAUUUACUUUGUAGUGACCAGGAAAAACCCCUUCUCCUUUUUUGCUGGCAUUUUCCAAGCUUGGAUCACUGCCCUGGGCACCGCUUCCAGUGCUGGAACUUUGCCUGUCACCUUCCGUUGCUUGGAAGAAAAUCUGGGGAUCGACAAGCGUGUGACCAGGUUUGUCCUCCCAGUUGGAGCAACCAUCAACAUGGAUGGCACAGCGCUGUAUGAAGCGGUGGCCGCCAUCUUUAUAGCCCAGAUGAAUGGUGUCGUCCUGGACGGAGGCCAGAUUGUGACUGUGAGCCUCACGGCCACCCUGGCGAGUGUGGGCGCGGCCAGCAUCCCCAGCGCCGGGCUGGUCACCAUGCUCCUCAUUCUCACGGCCGUGGGCCUGCCGACGGAGGACAUCAGCCUGCUGGUGGCUGUGGACUGGCUGCUGGACAGGAUGAGAACAUCAGUCAAUGUCGUGGGUGACUCUUUUGGGGCCGGGAUUGUCUACCACCUUUCCAAGUCCGAACUGGAUACCAUUGACUCCCAGCACCGAGUGCAUGAAGAUAUUGAAAUGACCAAGACUCAAUCCAUUUAUGAUGACAUGAAGAACCAUAGGGAAAGCAACUCUAAUCAGUGUGUCUAUGCUGCACACAACUCUGUCAUAGUAGAUGAGUGCAAGGUAACUCUGGCAGCCAAUGGAAAGUCAGCCGACUGCAGUGUUGAGGAAGAACCUUGGAAACGUGAAAAAUAAGAAUAUGAAUCUCAGCAAAUUCUUGAAUAAGCUCCCCAGCGUAUCUUAUGGUAAAAGAUGAUAUACACAAGCUUUCUUUAAAAAGGAAACAAAUGCAUAUAUUUCUAUGUUUACUUAAUCUGUUAGCUGAGGCUUAGAGGAGCUCUUGUGAGUCAGUGAUGACAGGCACGGUGCUGUGUCUUUGCCAAAUAACGCUUCAUAAUCAUCUAAUGUUCUCACUUGUAUUAUUGUUUGAAUGGAUGCUGCUGGAGGAAUCCGUUUGAGUUGAAGACACGUUCCUGCCAGCUUCCCUUUCCUCUCAAGAUACAGAAAUGUGGAUGCUCUUGCCCCAGGGGACACGACUAGAGCAGUGUGGUACACUCCAGGGACUUCGGGAUCAUGAGCAAAACACACAGUGUGUUCUUCCUUAAAGUGUUCUCCAUGUCUCGCCUUGUUGUGCACAAGAGAUUCUGUUAGAAGCCUCUAGAAGUAACUCCCCAUAAAUGUCUUACAGAGUUUGCACAAUUCCUAUCUUAGGGAACUCUAACCAUUUACCUUCUGUGUACUCUUUAGGUUAAAUGCUUCAAAGAGAGUUUUAGUGGGAGCCAUACUCUUAAAGGCAGCUGAUUACGGAGCCCCUUGUGUCUCUGCCCCACCCUAACUAGUAUCUGUGUGAAUAACGAUUGAAACUUCAAAGUAUGUUUCAUAAUUGUCUCUAAAUUUGAUAAUGGAAUAGGAAGUAUUUUACAUAUAACCACUGUAUAUAUUGACAAAAGUAAGAGAGCACAGCCAACAUAAACUUUAACCAGAUUUAAAUAUUCAAAUUCACUUAUGUUGGGUUUGCAUUCACCUGGCAUAGUGAAAUUAUUUGGUCUAUGUUUUUGCUUUCUUGUUUCACCCAUAAGCUUCUUUUCUGGAUUUCUAACAAAGAAGACAUUUGUAAUCUGCAAACUAUUUCAGUCAUAUUCUCAACAACCUAGAAGGUCUGAUCAUUUUAGCACCCUUGCACAUGGAGGACACUUGUGUUGGCUGUGCCUCUUUUAAUAUCAUCUCUCGAUAAAACAAGAAAAACUGAUACUUAUCUAAUAUGUAGAAAGCUUUUUGUUAUGUAAUAGCAAAGCACAUAAAACCAGUUCCAGGACACAGGUGGAAGCAGAGCCAGUCUUCCUCCUCAGUCUUCUCAGUGGAAAGGAACAGGAAACAAACAUCUGUGCAAAAUCCUAUAAAGGUGGCAUUCCUAUGGCAGAGUCUAGGUAGCCUGGAACCAAGGUGUGGGAACAAAGGAUGGCUCUAAACAACUUCACAGGUGGAAUCUUGUCUAUGGCUGUGAACGUUUAAAGGAAUAAAUAAUAUAAUUGGCAUAGCACAAUGCCUUGCAUGCAGUAGGCAGCCAAAGAAUCUUUAAUGAUUGGCUUUGCAAGUUAAAUUUUUUAAUGUUUCUACUAUCACUUGUUUAUUGAAUAAUGCACAGUAUUUUCGUAAGGUUGCUGGAUUUGGGACUGAGCUGGGGGCUUGAAUCAUUGAGAACUAAAGCACCUUUGACUCUAAGGAGUACGUAGACCUAAGUCCACAGGUAGGAGUGGGGUGUAUCAUCUGAGAUCAGCAGAAGAAUGCUGAGAUAGUCAUGGUUAUAGAACCCAAAAUCUCUGAGGUGAGGGUGUUUAUGGGCUUUCAAUACCCUUUAUUACCUACUCCUUACGACUUCUCUCUUCCAAAUCAGAUACCUUUGGGACGUACAAGAGACAUGAGAUUCUAGUUGUUUUUGUCUCCUAGGUUAUUUUUGGAUAAGGAUCACUAUUGAACAGUAUUAAGCAGCUUUUUUGUUUUUGUUUUUGAGAUGACAUUGGUCUUUAUUUUCAUUUGGUGGGCAGUUAACAGGGCGGCCAAGGGCAUGCGCAAAUGUAGUAGUGGAAAAUACAUCCUUCACGGUAGGCAUUAUGGGCCAAGAGGACAAUUCCUGGAUUUUGCUGUGAAACUGAUUAUCUUUAAGUGAUGCUCCCAAGAGCUUUUUAACUGUAAAUAGAAGGAUGGAGGCAAGGUUUAUUAUGUUGUGGAAGGCCACCUUGGCACUUGUAUACACUGACAUGUUUCUCAAAGGAGUGGUCACAGGAUUGUUUUGUCAAAACUCUGCCUAAAACUUUUUCGGGUAUGUUUUAUCUUUAGCUUUUACUUAGCCAUCCUGUUAGCCUAUAAAUAUAUAAGCAGACAAUGUGUUUAGAGGAAACAAGAUAUACAGCUUAACAAAGCAGGUUUUUCUGGUUUGAGACUGUACACACAGUAAGCCUCAUGAAAAUAGACAUAGGAAAUCACAUUUAUCUGAAGAUUCAAUACAUCUUAUUAAAAAUAAACACUUUCUCAAACUCAGGACUAGCCUGAAAAUUCAGGAUCUAUGUAGGGUUGACACAUGUCUUCAUCCUCUGUUUUUUUUUUAGGCCUCUUUUGUUCUUCCCAUGCCAUACCCAAUGGGAUUUCCCUGCCCAGCAUAUGUGCCAUAAACUGAACAAAUGGAUCCAAAGUAUACCUCUAAUAACCUUUAUCUAAAUAGGAUAAGUAUAACUUGUCAACAAUAUCAGUAGAUUUAUCCUAAUAGGGCCAACACAGAUAUGAAUGCUUGUAACAGUCCAUUAAUAUUCGGUGAUGCGUAAAUGUUAUAUUUAUAUACAGAGACAGCGGGCUAGACACAUACACUGCAUCCUGUAAGGUCUGUACCUUAGGGCUUUGGCAACACCAUUUUGUUACAGCCUUGUUCACUUUUUUUUAGGAGUCAAAAUUAUUUCAGGAGAAAGCCAACUAAGUAGACUUCAAUCCUUCUCUUUCUCAUUUUUGCCCUUUGGGAAACCCAAGUGGAAUCAUCAUUUAAUUACUUACUGAAAUUCAGUGAUUCAAAUCCCAUCAGUGAGAAGAGUGGCUUAUCUCUCAAAGUGAUACUUUACCUUAGAUCUUUGAGGGUGUACCUCCCAUACAAAGAGCAUCAGAGAGUCAGGGCAACCAUCUAGAUCACACAAAUCCUUGAUAUAGGACAUUAGGUGUUGGGUUCUAAACCUUGUAGCUAUCAGAUUCAAUUUUUUACUUCCUAGUAGUUGCAGAAAUGCAGCCUAUGGUCCUUUUGCCUGUGGAAGUUACCAUGCCCCAUAAAAGACAAAUAUUUAUUUCUCCUCUCGAACCACUAGUCAGCCUGGAUAUUCAUGAAAGCUUAAAGAAAGGGUGCCAAAAUGCCUUGCUCCUGGAUUUAGACUCGUGGAAUCUGAGAAGGGCUUAGGGAAAAUUCAGUUCACGGGGAGAUUCCUUAUAGGUGAUGCCAGGCAUCCCAAUGGCCAGUUGAUGAGACGGUCUCAGGUCAGUUCCACUUGUGCUUGGAGAAAUGUGUCAUUUGCAAAUGUACCUAGUCAAGAAGCCCUUUUGGAGUGAAGUGGUUGGGAAACUCAUUUACUGGGUACCCCCAAGUCCCCCCAAAAAAACCCCAAUCCUGCCAUGGUUUUGCCAAUACCACACUUUCCUUUGCUCUGAAUAGCAAAAACCAUGUUAUAAUUUUUCACAUUUGACAGAAGCAAGGCUUCUGCCACCUGUGCAAUGUUUUCCCAUGGAAUACAGCAGUAAAUCCAUGUAGGCAUGUACUUGCACAGAGAUGAUUCUCCAUAGUUCUGACUUCUGAAAAACAAGUCUCAGCAGCUCUUGCCUGGUGUGAUGACUAAAAGUGCACAGCAGUUACACCCUAGUGGAGGUGGUUUUUCCCACUGAGCUGCUGUCGGACUCUGGGGGCCGUCAAGUUGAGAUGCUGGUUUGCUUUGCUUGCUCUCCAACUCAACUCCUACCAAGCCAAGAAAAAGGACCAAAUGGAAUUUCCAGUUUUUAUUAUACUUGCUCUUUGAAUAAGAAUACUAGAGUCUGGGAGCAUAAGAGGAUUAAGUUAAAGCAAAGACUCUGAAAGAAUUCUGAAGUGAGAGUUUUGUAAAUAUAGUUGUCAGAGAAGACUAAUAGUCUCAGUAUCUGUGGUAAUUUUGGGCUAAACCUAGACGAAGAGUCACUGAGUGCCAAGCCAGGCAGGUGGCACUAGGGGCAGACUAUUCUCUUUGGGUGAAGUGAGUUCAAAGCUGCUCAUCAAACAUUUGCUUAUGAUUUUCUCUAAAGGAAAACCCAAUUUUCUACUCUUCCUCCUCUUUUCCACUUAUUGUACAUAUUGUUGCUGCUUUACUAAGAGACAACUUAGUAAGCCAUCACAUGAGCUAGUGCAAGGGUUGGCUUUAGAAUGGAUAACAGGGAAUCUUAAUUGAAUAGUAUCCAAUCUCAUAGCCUAACACAGCUAACUCAGGCAAUGACAGAAAUGAUAAGAAACAACAUGGUUUCGUAGAGGGAACAUUUGAUUUAGACUCUGCCCAUUUUUUGCUAUGUGACUUACACAAGUCACUGUAUGUCCAACCCUCCCUCAUUUUCUCCCAGAUAAAAAGUUAACGGGUUGGAUUAAAUGAUUAAAACCCCCUUCCAGCCUUAUGAAUCCAAAGUAUUAUGAUCUCUGUUUUACUUUCUUCUUUAGUAAGAGGCUCACUACUAUAAAAUGUUACUUACUUAUAUUUUAAGUUGGAGAAGCCCUCAAUAAUGAAUAAUCAAUUUAGAUUUUUCUCAUCUCCUUUGGGGGAAAUUAGAUUCAAGCCUCUAUUCAUUUGAUGUUUUACAACCAAGCUUGGAAGGUGGCCAUGUACAACCGCAGUUGGGUAUUUUGGGACACCAACAAACAGCCUGUUAUAAAAGUUCCCUUUACCUAAACUUUACCUGUCCUAGCAGAAGUCGCAAUUCAGCUCAGGGAAAAAUGCUGCCAGAGUCACCAUGAGGGGACCCGAUGAAUCUGUAGCCUCACUCAAGCUCUUGCAUCAUUCCUGCUGUAGCAACAGAGCCCACUCUGAAUACUCAAAACACACCAUUUUCUCCAAACAGUCCUAAUUGCCAACUCAGUAUGGGAAUUUGGGAGCCUUUGGCAAAGAAACUUGAACACUCUUAUGAAAUUUGGUGCAAGACUUACACAAUCACAGCAACUGUCUGUAAAUACCUUCCCUCCGCCUGUAUGCAGACAUGCACAUCCAUUCACAAGCAAGCCAGACUGAGUUCUUUCUCUGAAGGAAUGUGCAGGAAUAUUUGAUUGAAUUCAUUUUCAAAUUUUCCUCUUGGUUUGUUUUUAUCAUGGGCAUCCCAUUGCAGGUAGCAAAGCUUACAAGAAUGGAGUUUUGUGACAAUCAUCACCCUCUUUAAUGCCUGAGGAGUUUCCAGGGUGGAUGGGAUACAAUGCAUGGUCCACAAGGUGCAUGUCACCAGCCAUCACUUUUAAACAACCUCUUUCCCUUUCUGGCACUGCCGUAAUGGCCCAUUGCUUGCAUUUUUUCUCUUUGGCCAAACUUUGCUAAAUACACAGAGUAGAAUUGGUAUUUACUGUGUUAUGAGCACCUUUAUUGCCAGAGAAGACUUCAGCUCUUUGGAUUUUAGGGAGCGAGAUGUAAAACUAGGAUUAAAAGGAUUAGGUUUUGUAUGUUUGUUGGUUUUUUCCAUUGGCGCAAAAGACCUGAUGCAAGGGCCACAAGAUAAAACAUGAUUUUUUAAUCGACCCAUAUAAGAACCUGUAGAAAAGUGAGUUCCUAUUUCAUUCAUUCUAAGUGAUAUCCUGAAUAAUUACAGAUUACUUUUUUCUGUGUCCAGCCUUGCUUGACCUUCCAACCUCCAGGCCAAGUGUGCAUUUUGAUGUUUUACAAAGUCCUUCUGGUUGUUAUGCAGGGCCCCUUUGUGCUGAGAAUCAAAUCUACUACUGGAAGAGAGCUCACUGCUUUGCAGGGUCAGCACUUGACCUAGAGAAUGGGUAGCAACAGGUCCUCAGUUCCUCUGGAGACACCCCCAAUCCCUGAGGAGUGUUGGAACCUGACAACCGACUGUUACCCUUGUUGUCAUCCCCUGUGGAGAUGGGGAUGAUGCAGUCAGAGCCUCACUCCUCUUGGGCUUCUGUUGGUUCUCAUGGCAACCAUUUUGCCUGCCUGGAAACAGCCUAUUGCCUUUGGUAGGGGACAGAGGCACACACUAGCCAAGGAAGUUGGUCCAGCACGUCUCUGAAGUUUCUCCUCCAUGGACCAAAUUCUCUGAGAUAUAUGAUCAGAAAUUUGGCUCUCUGGUGGUUUAAUACUCCACGAGAGUUACUUUCCUUACUAGAAGCAUUCUUUGACAUCUAGAUUCUUCUACAAAUCACCUUAACUCCCUUCCUCCUUCUCCUGGAAAACCUCAGCAUUGCAUCUCCAUGUUGCACAACACAGAUCAGAUUAUCUGGUCACUAUAGAGAUUUGUAUAUAAAAAGCUACUUUUUUGAGGAUUUUUGUAUAUUGUUUUUCUAUUUGUUUUCUACAGCUUGAGGAGAGAGCUGGCAAACUGUGAAUCUAAUUUGAUCUUGUUGCCGGCAGAUAUAUUUUGGCUUCCUGGUAAGAAUCUCGGUUACCAGGGAUAAUAUAUUGCCCUCUGAUCAGUAUUGCACCCCAAAUCCACAAAUUCCUCCAGCCCAAUCUUACAUUCUUUUUUAAAUAAAUCCCCAACCUUCUUUGCUAUUAUUUAUAAAGAGCAUGAGAAAAAUGUAUUUAUAAUCCUAGAUAUUAUAUGUUUAAUAUUAAUUUAGCCUUUAAUAAUGUUAUAGGUUUGUAUCUAUUCUUCAGAAAUCAUAAAGAACUCAGUGUAGACUGAAUUAAUCCAUUUAGUAUCUGUAAUUUUACAGACAGAUAUUUUCUUACGGUAUUUUCUAUAUAACCACACAUGUAGAAUUAUAACUAAUUAGAGCACAAGAAGUUUCUACAGCAAUUUAGAGCUAUCAAUUAUUUCCUGACUAUAUAAUCCCAUUUGAAAAAUUGAAGAACCCAGUCUUUAGUGAUGCAAUGAACAAAAUGACCAUUAAGAACAAGGAAUUAUUUAAAUCCCUUAGCUGGUUAAGAUAUAUGUCUAAAUGAUUAAUCUUUUUAACUCAAAGAAUGGUGCUGAUUUCAUAUUUUUGGGACCAGCUCUUGUUUUUCCACUGAGCCUUCUAGUUUUGCUUUUCUCUAAGAUUAUCAAAGACAAGGUAGUAAUAGUGGGAUCAUUUCUAUAUUAGAAUGUUUCAUGCCUUUUUAAAUGUUUAUGUGAAAAUCGGCUCAGGAAAACUUUGAGUAGCAGAGACUGAGGAUGAGUGCUACAGAGGAAAUCAGGACAGAUUUGUUGCAGUUAAUUCUUGCCAAGCAAAUGGGUAGUAAAUGUCACAUGGUUACAUGAAUUGAGCACAUAUUUUUUAAACAAAGUUUAAAAAAAAAUCCUUUUCAGUACCAGCUAUGAAGCAAUACUGUGUCACACGGGGCUGGCAGUGGGGGCUUAGAAUCACAUUGAAAUUAUUUAGAAGCAGCCCAGGUAGAUUCUGUCCUCAGGUGAAUAAUAACAAACUAUGUAACUUCCCCCAAAACUAAAACAAUAGCCACUGGAAAGACAAGGUGUCUUCCUUCCACCAAACACACUUUCUGAUAUGGUGGUAGGGCUGGUAUUUUUACCAUGUUUUAAAAAAUAGUCAGUUACAUAAAAAAUGUACUUGUAUGUAUUUGAACCUGCCCUUCAUUAAGCAAACAAAUGAGAUGUGCCCUCAACUGGCAAUGAUUGUAUCUGUUUUCAAGUACAGCUAGCUGUCAAAGCAUGAAGCUCUUGUGUGUACACACUGACACUUGGUUCACGCAUGAAGAACAGUGCCUAUGCACUUUGUGUAGCUAUAAUGUAGAUAUCUAGGUGUAAUUUCAGUGAAAUGGUGUAUAGAUGUAUUGAAAUUUAAUUUAUAUGUUUAUUUUUGGCUAUUCACCUAAAUGCAGUAGACAUAUUGAUUGGUGUUUUGCAAGUCCUUCUUUUCCCCUCUUAGAUAUCUAGCUGUGAAUCAUUUUUCCUUUUUGUCAAUGUGGUUUGGGGGGGGCAUAUAUGAGUGAGGAACUUAUCUAUGAAUCCUUUGUACCGAUGAUUGUUUGAAAGUCUGUGUGUGUCCAGCACCUUUGUAAAUAUACAAUUCAGAGCAGGGAUGGGCUGGGUGUGUGUCCUGGUUCUUAGUGAAAGGUCAUCCCACGUCUGUAUAAUACGCGGUGAAUGCAACUGUGGAACUUUUGAUUAUCUAGGCUUAGGUAGGUUUAGAAUGAGGACAUUUACCUACAGUCCUCCUCCGCUUGGUGGAUUGGGCUCAAAGAGACAAAAGGUUAGUCUGCCCCUGUGCAUGUUAGCAUCGUGUCCUUAGGGAAGGGUCAGCCUCUCUGGUUGCCAAAUACUCAUCAUGAUGCUCAUGACUUAAAGGAUUUGAAGAGCCUUGUCCCCCUUGGCUUCUUGAGUCAGGGUAUGGGAAAAACAUUUGCUGACUAACUGCCAUGCAGGUGAAAUCCCACAAAAGCACAGUUCAGGCUGUAAACUGCACAGUUGUCUGUAGGAAGGUAGAACACUAGAAGCACAGGAAUAGCCAGUGUGCAGCUUUGGGGGUCGUAGGGGGGCAACUGAUGAAGCACAGAUCCCACAUAUAUGAGGGAGUAUAACCUCCUCUACCUAAUAUGCUCUGUGUGCAUGUUUUGAAUGAAGAUGAGAUUAACUAACAUAAAUAUACACCUGCCUCCUAAAACACAUGUUGUGUGUAGUUAUCACUAAAUACAAUGCUGUGAGGUCUAUAGUUCCUGUAACCCCUUUCUCCUCCCCAAGGACAGAGAAGAAGUAGCCAUGUGCUUUAGGGAACUUUGAGUGCCCCUCUCUUAUCCCAAGAGGAGUGAAGCCUAAGAUAUUACCUGAGGGCAUGAAGCACAUUAAUUUGCAGUGGCUUCUUCAUAUAAGUGGAGUGAGGGGAUACAGUGGACUAGCAAAUUUUUCCUUGAAAAUGUGGCUUCUUCAAUACCUGUCAAAUUUAGGAUGGAAAAUUUACUGAAAGAAAACCAGACUGCAUACAGGAUUCUCUUUGAAGAUUCUUGUAUGUCCAGAAUGAAAGAAUAAAUGUUUUCCUAACAUUCACAAUCCCCCUUGGUCUGAAGUCAUGUAGCAUAGAGCAUCUAUAGCACAUAGUGUUUAAAGACUAAUGAAUGCAGAAAGAUAAAAGCUUCAACUAAAUUUUUUGAUUGUUUCUUAUAUAUGGUACUAGAAGAUGCCUUGUUGGCAAAGCACAUUUUGGGUAGUUGAGGUCUUUUGUUUUCACCUUUAGCUUUCUUACAAUGUGGACUGAUUACUGUAACAUUUCAUGUGUAAAAUAACUGGAUAUUCUUUAUAUACUGGAAAUAACCUGUGAAUCCAAUAUUUCACUAAGUGUUUUAACUUUUAUGUAUAUAUCUCCCAUCAAUAAAUGUGGAUUCCAAUUUC
Microcebus murinus (gray mouse lemur) is the source of this 11690-nucleotide messenger RNA. RefSeq names its product solute carrier family 1 member 2 (gene SLC1A2). NCBI's taxonomy places the organism in Eukaryota, Metazoa, Chordata, Mammalia, Primates, Cheirogaleidae. Gene Ontology annotation, biological process: L-glutamate import across plasma membrane; L-aspartate transmembrane transport. The record is from RefSeq and is a predicted model, not a curated record. Gene Ontology annotation, cellular component: plasma membrane. Gene Ontology annotation, molecular function: neutral L-amino acid transmembrane transporter activity; L-glutamate transmembrane transporter activity; glutamate:sodium symporter activity.